AGCUCCUCUUUGGUCUUCUUCUACGCCUCCUACGUGGCAGCAUCCUUCUACCAAUAUAUUCACUAUGUCUCCUCUGGACAUGAACCAACCAUCUCAGUCUGGCCAACUUAGACAAAGAAUAAGCCUAGCAAUUUGGUGCUGCUGGAAAGAGAAGAGAACCCGUCUUCCGGUAGAUGUAUCAGAUGGGUUAAAAAGCAACGUCAACGUGAGGUCACAACAGUAACGUAAAGAUUCUUUUUAGUUAACAGACAACAUCCAUCCAUUUGCCUUUAAAGGAUGUUGCCAAACACACAAAUAACCCUGCCUUUGAGCUGUUUGACCCAUUGCCCCCAGGAAGGUGCUAGAAGUGCAAGAGAAGAAGGACCAGCAGACUCAGACGUACCGAGUGUUUCCAUCGCUGACCUUCUCUACAAAAUGGCAGACUCGGUUUGCCAUAAAAAUGAAUCCCAACGAUCCCAACACAAAGCAUCUGACAGGAACCACAAACCUUCCCCCCGCAGCGCCCUUUGACCGUGCCUUAUAUAGGAGUUGUAAAGAUGAGCAGUGGCGUGUUUUCAAGUUGCAACAUGGAGCCGGUCAGACUUGUGAGGGCGGUUGUGACUUUGGUGGUCAUCUUCUCCAGCGGCUGUGGAGCUCACAUCCCGUCAGGUCCCGUGCUCAAAAUGGACCAGGCUUUGUUAAUAUUUUAUAACCGACUGCCCCAAGAUAUGGACGUCUUGUACACUACGGAUUAUUGCUACAAGUGUGUGUACCAGCGUUUGGUCCAAGUCAAAGCCAACCACCAAAAUGCUUCUGCAGUCAUCAGCACCAAGUUCACCCUGAGCAUGCAAGUGGAGUCCCGCACACGGAAUGCAACACUUUGCAGGUGGAGUGAGAAAUACGAGGAGGGGGGUCACUACUGCGUUUGGAUCCAGAAGUCCGACGACGGCAACAAUGUCAGCUGCAUCCACACGGUGGAAAAAAGAGCCCACAAUUCCUACAUGCCCAUCCUGGUGGCCGCCCUGUCCCUGGCUAUAACCAGCCUCUUAUUGGUGGUGGCACCCUACGUACACAGAAAGUGUCGUACAUGGAAGUUUGCAAAGACCAUUUGCUGCCAAAAGCCGCAGUACUCCCUGGAUAAUGACGAAACGCAUGCUGGGAACGUUGAGGGCAGCGCCACCAAAGUGAAAGCAACACGUCUGCGUUCCCUGGACACGUUUCGAGGGUUUGCCCUCACGGUGAUGGUGUUCGUCAACUACGGAGGAGGAGGCUACUGGUUCUUCCAGCAUGCACCAUGGAACGGUCUGACUGUGGCAGACCUGGUCAUGCCGUGGUUCGUCUUCAUCAUCGGGACUUCGGUGGUGAUGGCGUUCAGGUCCAUGCAGAGGAGAGGCGUGGGCCGCCUGCAGCUGCUGCAAAAGAUCACGUGGAGAACUUUGGUCCUGCUGAUGCUCGGCUUCUGCUUCCUCAACUACUCCCCCCGAGAUGGACCACUGUCCUGGUCCUGGCUCAGGAUCCCGGGUGUGCUCCAGCGUCUGGCCUUCACCUACUUCAUCUUGGCUCUGCUGCAGACUUCAUGGGGACACCAAGACCAUCAACAGAAACCAGGUCGAUGGUGGUCCCCGAUCCAGGACGUGGUUUUGUACUGGCCCCAGUGGCUCAUCAUCAUCCUCUUGGAGACUUUGUGGUUGUGCGUCACCUUCCUCCUGCCUGUACCCAACUGCCCCACAGGGUAUUUAGGAGCUGGUGGAAUUGGGGAUCAUGGUCUUUACCCAAACUGCACUGGGGGGGCGGCGGGACACAUCGACAAGUGGAUGUUUGGUGACAACAUGUACAGGUACCCCACGUGCAAAGAAAUGUAUCACACCACGCAACCGUUUGACCCCGAGGGGAUUCUUGGAACGAUCAACUCCAUUGUGAUGGGUUUUAUGGGAAUGCAGGCAGGGAAAAUCAUCGUCUUCUUCAAGGGGAAGAACAUCCACAUCCUGUGCAGGUUCCUGGUGUGGGCCAUCGUAUUGGGAAUGUCGGCAGCCAUCCUUACUAAGUGCACGCAAGACGAAGGAUUUAUACCUGUCAAUAAAAACCUUUGGACUUUAACGGGGGUCAAGAUGCAUAAUUCACAUGAAUUGGACCAACGCCUCUGGCAGUCAUCCUGUUGGAGAAUCACGGAAAGUAAAUCCAAUAUAUCAUACCUUACAUGUAUUACAUGUACAUAUAAAAGUAUUUGAAGUAUUUGUAUGACAGGAAGUAAAAAGGAUGCAACUUCAUGUCUAAAACUCUUAACUAUUACUUAACUAUUACUUUCUUCCUGGGUGCUCUGAUUUGACGUAGCAACAUCCACUGCAGUCGUGGCUCUGAUUACCAAAAUAAGAGCUCUCAUUACCUUUUGGUAAUUACGUGAAUUCUUAAGUGCCUCUUUGUAGCUAUUUUUAUAUGGUGUGUGUAUAUUCAUGUCUCACAUAAGGUUGUGGAUGAUGGACCUAGUCUCUCCUGCACGGAUCAGCAUCAUGUCAGGUGACGCAUGCGUCUCACGAUGAGCCUCGUUCAUCAAAUCAACUAUUUCAUGAAAAGCGCCUGUGCCCUUUUUUCCCGCACAAAUCCUAUUAGGGCGCUCAUAGAAGCUUUGUAACAUGAAAUAGUCUGGUGAGGCGGUGUUCCAUCCCCGGGAGGAGCUCGCCAGGUUCUGGAUGAAGACAAAGUCCAUUAUUAGCCUUUUUGCUAAACCACUCUUCCAGCAUCGGGAAUGCAUUACAGGGACAAUUGUUGGGACUGGGAAGAAACGUGAAGGUCGGGAUUGAGAGGUACUUUUGUGUCGAGAGCAUUUAUCACAGCUGGGAUAGGCUCCAGCACCCUCGUGACCGUCGUGAGGAUUUAUCACUCUUACUGCAGCAUCCCUUUGAGCUGAUAAUAUAGAUAUAUAUAUAGAUAUAGUUAUAGAUAUAGAUGACAUGCAGUACAUGCUGAUGAAGAUGGGAAUACGAUGCCAUCCCAGCAUUAAAUAAGAUGCUCCUCGGAUGCUCCUCGGAUGCCACUGUGGUGCGACUAGCCUUGUUGCUAUUGAUUGUUGUCAUGCAUACGUCUCCAGAUACCUAUAGUCUGUCAUGUGGAAACUUUAUCCAAGAUUCCGUGUUCUAAUGCGGCCUUCUUAGAAUCCUAUAUGGCAUAAUGAUCCGUUAUGUCCCUUGGGAGAGCAAACAGGAUGUCCGAGGAGGUUCUCCUAUUCUGUGGAAAUAUAAAUGAUACCGUCUCGACAACCUUGACUUAAAAGGAUGAUAUCAUACACAAAUCCUGUGUUUGCCGUGAACUGAAAACUUGGACUGAUGAAAAAUGAAGGAAUUUUCCCAGGAAUAAUAUUGAGAGGAGAAGGGAGGAGUUUAAAAGGGAAUCCUACUCCAUGAGGACUUCUCAACAUCUUCGAUUGUUUGU
Doryrhamphus excisus (bluestripe pipefish) is the source of this 3405-nucleotide messenger RNA. NCBI's taxonomy places the organism in Eukaryota, Metazoa, Chordata, Actinopteri, Syngnathiformes, Syngnathidae. The record is from RefSeq and is a predicted model, not a curated record.